AUGUUUGAUGAUACAAGCUAUGAUGCUGCUGAGAUACCUGACAUGGAUGUGGAUGAAGAUGAUGGAAGGAUAUAUGUUGGGAAAGUAUUUGGCAGCAAAGAAGAUUGUCAGAUAGCAUUAGCUAUUUAUGCUAUUAAACAUCAGUUCCAUUUCAAACAGGCAAGAACGAAGGUCGACUCGUUUGUUGUGGAAUGUCCAGAUGAACAUUGUGAUUGGCGUGUGACAGCACAUGAGGUGAGGGGCUGUGGGUAUUAUGAAAUUCGGAAGGCUCAACUUGAUCAUCUGUGUCCUUAUGAGUCAAGGAUGGGAUACAAAAGCAAAGCCACAUCCCGUGUGAUUGCUGCUGUCUACAGGUCCAAGUUUGGUGAACCGGGGAAAGGUCCAGUGCCUCGCGAGUUGCAGAAGCUUGUUCUGGAGGAUCUUCGCAUUACUGCAUCUUAUAUGAAGUGCUACAGAGCUAAAGAGAAAGCUGUUAUUGGUAUUAGAGGUUCAGAUGAGGAUGCUUAUAGUAAACUCCCUGAGUACUUAUACAUGUUGAAGCUAGCAAAUCCGGGGACUGUUGCUGACAUUGAGACAGAGGCAGAUGAUGAUGGUGAUGAGCGUUUUUUGUAUUUGUUCCUAGCAUUUGGUGCGUCUAUAGCUGGGUUUAAGAAGCUGAGGCAUGUGCUUGUGAUUGAUGGAACACAUUUAGGAGGUAAAUAUAAAGGGGUGUUGCUGACAGCUAUUGGGCAGGAUGCUAAUUUCCAGAUCUUCCCGCUGGCUUUUGAAGUUGUGGAUGCAGAGAACGAUGAAGCGUGGACCUGGUUCCUGCAAAAAGUUGAACGCAUCUUAGCUGACUCCCCGCAGCUGGCUAUUGUAUCUGAUCGUGCUUCAAGUAUUGCGACAGCUGUGGCACGAGUUUAUCCUAUGGCUCACCACGGGGCGUGCAUCGUGCAUCUGGCCCGUAAUGUGAACUCUCGCUAUUCAAGCAAAGAACUAGCGAAACUGGUAACUACAGCAGCAAUGGCACAUAGGCCUCAGGAGUACAAGGAGUUAUACAGCAAGAUCAGAGCAACGAGUAGUGCAUGCGGAGUUUAUUUGGGAAAUAUAGGAGUUUCACAUUGGUCAAGGGCAGAAUUCAGAGGUAACCGCUAUAAUAUUAUGACAAGCAACAUAGCAGAGCAGUUGAACAAAGCUUUGUUGGAAGGAAGAAACAGAACUAUAAUAGAGCUAAUUAUGUUCAUUCAACGGAUGAUGACGCGAUGGUUUUGUGCAAGGAGGAAGAAAGCAGAGAAGCACCGAGGUAUUGUAAGCAUAGAGGUGGACAAAGAGAUGACGAGUAAUAUGGCCACGGUUAAGGGGAGCAAAAUUCACUCUGUCUCGAAUUGGUGCACUUCUACCGUGGGGAAGUUUGGAGCAAAGGAUCAAGUUAUGCUCGAUGAGAAGAAAUGUUCGUGCAAGUAUUUUGAGAAUAUUAAAAUUCCGUGCGGACAUGCUAUGAUUGCAGCAGAUGGAAUAGGACUGCCGCAUACAACUUUGGUUGGUCAAUGUUACAGGACAACAACAUGGAGAGACACAUAUGCUGGCGUGAUAUACCCUGAAGCUAAUCCCCGAGACGUGGACAUUCCAGAGGAUGUGGGAGAGUGUUCUUUGCUACCCCCUUUGACAAAGAGACCAGCAGGACGCCGCAGGAAAAACAUGAUUCCUUCUACUGGAGAAUUCUCGGUAAGUGUUAUAGUGUGGUUUAGAUAA
Brassica oleracea var. oleracea is the source of this 1731-nucleotide messenger RNA. RefSeq lists its product as uncharacterized. Gene Ontology annotation, molecular function: zinc ion binding. The record is from RefSeq and is a predicted model, not a curated record. The transcript has a single exon. The coding region runs from base 1 to 1731 and encodes 576 amino acids. NCBI's taxonomy places the organism in Eukaryota, Viridiplantae, Streptophyta, Magnoliopsida, Brassicales, Brassicaceae.